GUCCCCGGCAUGCGACUCGAACACGCCUUCGAGUCGCUCUCUGCCUCCGAGCGCGACGCAAUUGCGCGCCAGCUUAAGGGUAUCUUCACCCAGCUCCGCGGCCUCACGGAUGGCCAAACAAGACUCCAGCCGUUCGACUGCGACUGGACGCGCGACGAGUUCCUGGCUUUCUUCGACCUCAACCGCACCCCCAUGUUCUCGCACGGCGACCUGACGCCCUGGAACAUCAUGGUGCACAACGGGCGCAUCUCUGGCGUCGUCGACUGGGCGGAGGCGGGAUGGUACCCGUACUUCUGGGACAGCUUCGUACUAGAGCGCGCGGCGGACCGAUUUUGGCAGAUUCAAGGCGUC
This is a messenger RNA of Trametes versicolor FP-101664 SS1, 351 nucleotides long. RefSeq lists its product as uncharacterized. The annotation marks the transcript as partial. Lineage: Eukaryota; Fungi; Basidiomycota; Agaricomycetes; Polyporales; Polyporaceae. The transcript is spliced from 2 exons. The record is from RefSeq and is a predicted model, not a curated record.